GGGACCAACUUAGCACGCCAUUUUGGCGCCAAUCGCCCAGAAAAAAAAAAUCUCUCCUCUCUUCCUCCUUCGCUUUCGCCUUCGCCUUCGCCUCCACCCGCGGCCGGCGGAGAGAAGAAGGCGGCGGGCCGGCGGGCGAUGCAGAUCCGCGUGCGGUGCGGGUGCGGCGAGGCGGGGUGCCCGGAGUGGGCCAUCGUGGAGGUGCAGGGCGUGGUGCAGCCACAGCCGUGCUUCUCCGGCCGCAUCCAGGGCCUCCACAUCGGCCGCCUCUGCGCCGCCGCCGCCCCGUCUUCCAAGGCGGCGUUCACCUUCACCGUGGGGUACCAUGAGCUCGCCGGCACCAAGGUGGCGCUCAAGAAGCCUCUCCUCGUGCUGAGGAAGAAGAAGACGACGGCGGUGGCGGCGGAGACGGAGCUGGAGGUGAUCGGCGUGAUCCGGCACAAGAUCCUCUUCAAGGACCGGCCCAAGGCUCUCAUCUCAAAACCGCAGGUGAAGGAGAAGAAGACUCUGCCGCUACCGGCGCCGGCGGCGGCGCCACCACCCCAAUCAUCGUAGCACCUGUCCACCUGACGCCGAUGCGAUCAAGAAUUCAAGAUCAAUGAAAACAGUCGCCUUUGCUGCUGCUGCUGCUGCAGAUUUAGGGUGAAUGGUACACUAGUCAUUAUGGUUCUAAGUUUGUGUUCUUGGGAAAUCAAUCUUUGGAUUAGCAUUGUGAUCGUUCUUUCUCUGUACCAUAUGCCUCUCUCUGUUUCUUUGAAGCGCAUCCCAAAACUGAAACGAUAAUAUCAUCGUCCGAUUUCUCAUCCUACGUGGUGAUUUAUGAUUGUUA
Molecule: messenger RNA, 829 nt
Organism: Oryza sativa Japonica Group (Japanese rice)
Lineage: Eukaryota; Viridiplantae; Streptophyta; Magnoliopsida; Poales; Poaceae
Biological process (GO): mitotic sister chromatid cohesion
Cellular component (GO): Ctf18 RFC-like complex
Source: RefSeq, a predicted model, not a curated record